AUGGAAGCUGUCGCAAUGGACACCGCCUUGGAUUCACAACCGCAACCCGGGAGCUUGCAACCUGGUUCAGUAUCGACCCCAAGCUCCUUCCUAGACGAAUUCCUGAAGCUUAAGCGGCCAGACGGGCAACCAGACACCGCAGCUCGCAGCGAAGCCGUGGAGUCUCUUAUCGAUGCCCUGUCACCGUGGGAACGUUGGCAUCUCCGCACACGGAUGAACGCGUUGUCCAUCGGACUAGCCCGCCUCCCCGACCUCCCCGCCGAAGUCAUCGCCAUGAUCGGCUCGCAUCUCCGCCUCAGCGACAUCGCCUCGUGCCGCGCCGUCUCCCAGGCUUGGAGCCGCGCCUGGACACAGGACGAAGUCGCCAGAGACCUCCUGCGCCAUUUCUACCCCGGUCUGCUGGAGACGGCCUCGGCCGCUGCGCCGCGGCGCCCCGCGCUGCGAGUCUUCGACGAGGCCUCCCGCAGGAGCCGUCGCCGUCAAGCCUUCCGCUUCACUGCGUGUCUGGCGGAGGACACGGUUGAGCUCUCGGAACCUGACAUGGCGGAACGCCCGCCGGCUCUGUCGCCGGAUCCAGCCCUCCACCCGGGAGGCGAGUUUCCCGUCAUGCAUCCCGGAGCACACGGUAUGGUCUUCUAUAACAUCUCUGAGCGUCAAAGGGAACAGCCCAACCAGUACUGCCACGGACGGUUCCUGUGGCAGCUGGACGACUGCUGCUUCUACCUCGACAACUUUGACACGGGGUACCGGCGGCUCAUAUCCUGGACGGAAGGGCGGCUGCGAGGCAUUGCGACGUGCAACAUUGCGUUGACCUCCCAUCUCGUCGUUCUGACAAAUGAACGGAGGAACUUACUCGUGGUGUAUAACAUGGCACUCCAGGAGUUCCGGACCGUGUCUCUACCCUCGCGACUCGAUCGCUGCUAUGCAGACCGUACGAGUAUCGGCCUCGCCCUACAUUCCGUAUCGGAGAUGUACCUUUGGCGAUGGGACGAAGGCCUGCAAGCCCUCGAGGUAGCGCCUCCCCAUCGCGCCUCUUCGGAGCCGUAUGGCGAGACAUGCUUCAUGUUCCACCCCACGAAGCCCAAGGUUUUCUCCAUCGUGACGCUCUGCAGGACGGGAGGCAAUCGCUCUGGGUCGAGGAGGAAAGCCGAGUCGGUCUACAGUCUUCACCUCCACGUCAGUGACUAUCACGAUAGGCAACUGCUCACGACAAGGACGCACGAACGCACCAAUCUGCCCAGCAGAAGCAAUCCCCUAGGCCACCCGCAACAGCGACGCCCCAGAGGGUCCGUCAGAGACGAGAUCCGCUGGUCAUCGCAGAAGGCGUUCCAUCCAAUCAACACGCACGGCACGCAUGCCGCGUUCGUCGACAGCCCGUCGUCCAAAGACGUUGCGCUGGUCUCCUACAACAUGGUCACGCGACAGAUGCAUCUGGACCUCCUCGGCGACCAGCCCGCCGCGCUCUUCAAAAAGUGGCGCGACCUGGGUGGUCAAAAUGGCAUCGGGCUAUUCGUGUUUAUGCUCUGGGAGGAGAACCUCUACGUGCACCUGUGCCACAAUAAGAGCGGAACCGCGGCUUUUGGUUUCGAGCCUUUCCUGCGCCACGUAGAUAUCAGGAGUGAGGAAUGGAACGGGAAGCUAAAGUUAGCUGUUCCCUCGAGAGGGAUGGCCUCCAGUAUUACAUCAUACUUGUAUGGGGACGAUCGCUAUCUUCUUCUCAGUCGCGAAAUAGCACAUUAUUACGUCGUCUGGAAGUUCGACAAUCUGGAUGAGCCAGGCAAGGCUCCGAAGGGGUGGAACACCUGGAGUGAGAUUCAACAGCGUUUGCCAGACCAUCGCGCCGCCUGGGCGCUCGAACAUCGGGAGACAGACGAGGAAAGCCAGACCAGCAGCAUGGAGUAUGACACUUAA
This is a messenger RNA of Verticillium dahliae VdLs.17, 1911 nucleotides long. RefSeq lists its product as uncharacterized. NCBI's taxonomy places the organism in Eukaryota, Fungi, Ascomycota, Sordariomycetes, Glomerellales, Plectosphaerellaceae. Gene Ontology annotation, molecular function: protein binding. The record is from RefSeq and is a predicted model, not a curated record. The transcript has 2 exons. Bases 1 to 1911 code for a protein of 636 amino acids.